AUCAUCAAGAAAAAGUUAUCAUCAAUUUGAAUGAAGAAGAUGAAGAUUUUAUCAAUAAUAAUAAUAUUUGGAAAUAUAUAAAUGUCUAUCCAGAACAAGCAGAGGAUACUCAAAGCUGGAAAACUGUAACUCUAACUCACCGAUCACUUCUGGAACCAUUUCAAGAUGAAAACGAAGAAAAUCCAGGAAUAGAAAGAUUAAAAAUGAGAAAAAUCAGAAACAUGAAUACUGGCAAUGACAUAGUCAGUAUUGCGUGGUCGGAAAUGUUAGAGGAUCCAAAUGAAAUCUUCAGAAAUUCUGAAUUAAAGAAAGUGAGAUGA
Ambispora gerdemannii is the source of this 320-nucleotide messenger RNA. The record is from the annotation of a GenBank genome assembly. Lineage: Eukaryota; Fungi; Glomeromycota; Glomeromycetes; Archaeosporales; Ambisporaceae.